AUGCCGGAAUGGGUGGCUAAGCUAAUUCCGCAAUGGUUAAACCACGUUACCCAUACUUUACCCGUACUUUAUGUCGGAUUCGAUCUGCUGACUGUUCGGAGAAGCCCGCCGCCACAUGGGAAAUCGCUACAGAUGGCUGGACUGCAUGUUCUUGUUUACUUCCUUAUAAUUAUGGCCGUUCGAUUCUUUGAUGGCUACUGGCUCUACCCUCUCUUAGAGAUACUCCCGUGGGAGGCUUUUAUUGGAACUUUUGUAGUAUCCAUACUAGGGUACUACGCUCUAAUUAGAAUCGCAGUUUUCUUCUCUUCGUGUAUUCACGGUGAGUCGACCCAAGAUUUGAUUGAUUGUUCCAAUUCUUUGGCAAUGGGCGGGGCCGCAUCGCCGCGCCGCAGCCACGACGCAGGCGAUAGUCGGUGUCCAAAUCACAGCCCUCUUUUGUAA
Molecule: messenger RNA, 441 nt
Organism: Strongylus vulgaris
Lineage: Eukaryota; Metazoa; Nematoda; Chromadorea; Rhabditida; Strongylidae
Source: the annotation of a GenBank genome assembly